ACAAAAAGAGAUCGAGGAACUAAAACUGCGAAAUUUUUUAUAUUGCUUAAUUUUUAUUUGCAAAAUGAAAAAGUACGAUUAACAAAAAGUGUAAACUGGUACGAAGAAAUUUCUAUUGUGGUGUGACGAAUAUUAUGCGCGUGAUUUCCUUUCGCCAAUUUAGGAAAUUAAUUUCGAAGAACUCGGUGUGCCGCGACAAGUUCUUUGCUUUUUUUUUUAUUACUAAAGUGUGCGACUUGAUUUUUUUCUAAUCUACAAUACAAAGCAACAAAAUUAUUGAAAUUGUGUUGCCAAUAUCUGCCUUGACCACCGUGGAAACAACCCAUCGUUGUAAUCGCCACAUUUCAUUUUGCAAUUGCACAGUUUUUUUUGUUUCAAUUAGUGGCAUAAACGAAUACGAUUUAGUUUUUCACCAAACUGGCUUUUUGACGUAUAUCGUUGGAAUAAAGCCGCAUCGCUCUAACUCAACGGGGAAAAAGUGGCCAGCUGCUGCGAAUAAAAACAUUUUUAUUGAAUUACUGAAAUAACACAUUAAGCAGAAAACUGAAUAUAAAACGAAGCGAAAAGGUUAAAUAAUGGCUUCACCGACGAAUAAGAGUGAUACCUCAGUAAGCCAUGAAGACACUGCUAAUGCCGGGAACACCACAGCGGAAGGCGAUAUCGACAUGAGCGGUAGCAUCGAAGCGGAGUAUAAUAGAAUUGCCAAUGGUCAGGGCUGGCUUAGAUUCUACCAGGAAAUUCGUGAACAUUGCGAUCGUGAAGCUAGUGAAAAACAAUUUGAAUCUGUUGAAUCAGAGAGAAUACACAAUCGCUGUCUAAACAGAUACAGAGAUGUAAAUCCUUACGAUCACUCGCGCAUUAUCCUCCGUAAGGGCGGUAUUGACUAUAUUAAUGCAAAUCUUGUUACGCUCGACCGUGCCGAAAGAGCAUAUAUUCUAACACAGGGUCCACUCACUGAAACCGUUGGGCACUUUUGGCUAAUGGUAUGGGAGCAAAAUACCAAGGCCAUUCUUAUGUUAAACAAAUUAAUUGAAAAGAAGCAAGUUAAAUGUCAUCAGUAUUGGCCUGAUAUGAGAGGUCCUGAAAAUGCACUAAUUUUGAAUGAAGUUGAGUUGGUUGUUGAAUUUAUUCGUUGUGAAGAGUAUCAGAACUUCUGUCGCAGAUGGUUCAAGCUAACAGAUCUUGAAACGAACACAAGCCGUGAGAUAUUACAAUUCCACUAUACAACAUGGCCGGACUUUGGAAUUCCUAGUUCACCAGUGGCGUUUUUACAAUUUUUAAAACAGGUGCGCGACACGGGUGCACUCGAUGCGAGUGUGGGGCCCGCAAUAGUUCACUGCAGCGCCGGGAUCGGACGUUCCGGCACAUUUUGUUUAGUAGACUGUUGUCUAGUUUUGGUUGAGAAAGAAGGCGAAAACAAGGUUUCUGUACAGGAAGUACUUUAUGAGCUGCGCAGAUAUCGCAUGGGCUUAAUACAGACUGCAGAUCAAUUAUACUUCUCUUAUCAAGCAAUUAUAGAGGGAAUCAAAUUGCUUAAAGAUCCCGAAUUUCUGAAUUACAAGGAGGAGCCAAUCGCUAACAGUGACAAUGGACACAAUCAGUAUGCCACAAGUGGAGAGAUGCCACCACCUCUACCGCCACGUACACAUUCCCUACCACUGCCAAUGGCCGGCUGCAGCACUGCCGGUGUACUAUCGUUCAGUCAACUCGGCAAGCCAUUACCAAAAAUACCGGCUAGCGCAAGUUUCAGUGACGAGCUAUACGGCAUGACCGCCAGUCCAGAGCACUCCAGCAAGGAAAAAACCGCUGAGAGCAUGUUGAAUAGACCUCUACCGCCAAUACCACAACAGGCGCAAGGCUCACAAAACCCGUUGGAACGAGUGCAUGAGUCAGACAGUGAUGACAAUGAUUUAUACGAGGACGAUAAAAGUGAUGACGGUAGUGAUGAUGAUGAAGUCGUAGAACAGGAUGAUGACGAUAAGAACACUAACGAAGGUAAUGACCGGAGUAGAAGCAGUGAACGUGCGAGCGGUAGCAGAGACGGUGGUAAUCAAACUACGGGUGAAGUAAAAUUAAACUUCUCCGAUUCCUCAAAUAGCAAACCAAUCACGAUCGGCAGCCCCGAAAAUGAAUUGAAACGGCGGAAACGUGUAGAGCGACAGACCAACAUCGAACAAAAAGUGAGCGAAAUCAAACGAAAACAGCGCGAAUCGGAGGAAAGAAAGCAUGCGGCGAAGAAAAGAAGGAAACCACAGCCCGUACACCUUAAACGCUCGCAUAAAUAAAUAUACCACUUAUAAGACUCAUGCCAAUUUUUUGUUAAGAUUGUUGCUAUAUACGAUAAUUCUAUGAACAAUCCGCUGAAAUAAUGUAUAAAUGUUUUAAGAAUAAGUUUGCUAUGAUGCGACAUAUAUUAUAACGUAAUGAAAUUUAAAUUGAUUAGUUAAUAUAACACUUAUACAUAAAUAUUUUUUUUUUUUUUUGUAACGUACAUACUUACCAACUAGACGCUGAUGGUGAUUAGUAGGUCUAGUGUGUGCCCUAACACUAUCACAUAAAAUGCUUCUUUGCUUGCCCAGACUUUGUUUGGAGCACAAGAUUUUGGUGGAAAGUAAUGAAGUAUGUAUUUCAAAUGAAAGUUAAACGGGAAUAACAUAGAAAACAAAGAACAAAAUUAGUUGCAAAAUGUUGCUUGAUUUCUAUAUGUAUUACACGACAAUAGACUGAGAAUGUAAAAUUAAAAAAAAAAUAAUAAUAAACCGAAAAGACGGAAAAAUUAAAACAAAUAACUUCUUUGUAAAUAUAUACAAUACAACUCAUGGCAUCAUAACAAUAUACUAUACAUAUAUACGCAUUGAAAACCUAAAGUAAAGUAGAUGUAAGUUGGGAAAUCUCAAAAAAGCAAAGUUUCUUCAACAUACGACAUUUCUUCAUUUCCUUCAAGUUUUUGCUUUAUAAUGUGAAUUAAUAAACUUAUGCAGUGAGUUUGUGAACUGUCUGUUAAGAGCAAAUUUUAUAUUGUACUUUCGUAUGCGUUAAAGAAAAACAUGUUUUUUGAAUUUUUCAAACAAAUGUAGUGUGCCAGUGUGUCGACAUUUAAUGCCUUAUGCAGCAAGCGAAAAAAUUAACGUAAAUUGCUCUUAAAAACUGCAUGCACGUGCAACUUUUCUAUGCAUUUUUGUAUACGGAUUUUUGGUAUAUAUGAAUGUUGUAAAUAAUUACAGUUUUUUUUUUUUGCAUGUUUGCUUACAAUUAUUUAAUAUCACUUAAGGGGUAACACCACUGUAGAAAUUUCAAAAAAUUGAUUUUUUGUUUAUAAGCUUAAAAAAUUCUUUGAACCUUUUAAAAUACAGAACAAAAAGUUUUAUACGUUACCGAAGUUUAUUUCAUAAACAUUUUAAGCUUUUAACCAAGCGUUAGUGACUGCUACCUAACGAUUUCUCCAAAUUUCCAAACUUUAAACGUGUUUUUCUCAAAACACGUUUUCAGAAAUUGGCACGCAGCAUAACUCAAACAAUUUUAAAUAUUUUUAAUCAGGUUUUUCACUACGUCUGUAUAAUAACCUUCUUAAGAGAAGAGCGUAGGGGAUUUUCGAUAGAUUAAUUUAAACGAUUGUUAUAAUUAUUUAAGUGCCGUUUUUUUAGUCCAAAAUAGAGUUUUUUCCUUCAAAUGCUUGCUAAUUCCACAAAAAUAAAUAUUUUUUAAAUCCCCUACGUGUUUCUCUAGCUAUUCUUAUCUAGAUUAAGAAAAAAAAAUUUCCUUGUUCCAGAUUAAAAUUUGCACCCUCUGUGCUGCGUGCCGCGGAGCUCCUUCAAGAGAAACCACAUUACAAAAAUGUCUCCAAUGCCGCCAUUUUGUAAAAUUUUUCGAUCAAACUUUGUAGUUUUGUAUUUUAGUAUAUACAGUGCGCUCGGGAAAACGUCAGCUAAUUAAAACCACGAGUGUUGACGUUUAACAAAUUGUUGACGUUUAUGAAUGUAGAAACUGUUAAUAAAAAAACAUAUUGAUAGUGUGCUUUAAACGUUUUUAUUGACUAUAAACUUAAACUAAACAUAAACAAAUACAAAAAAAGAACAAAAAAGGCUUUCAGCCUAACUAAAACUAAAGGAACGCAUUUCAAAAGAGAUCACAUUUCACAUACAUACUUAUGCAUCUAAAAAAAAUUGGUUAUUUUUUUCUGUUGUUUUUUCCUUUCCAAUACUUGGAGGAGAGCUUUCUCUCGUAAACGUCUUAAUACAUUUAAGUAAUUUUGCUCAACAUUCUCGCAUUGAGCCCAAUCUAAAGCCCGGUUAAAUAUUUCGACAGCUUCGUUUGGUUUUAUUGUCUGUACAUUUGUACUCGUAUCUAAAUCGUUGUCAUCAUCAUCGGUCACUUCUAACUCCUCAGCUUCACACGAAUUAGAAACAUAACCCAGUAGAAAAUCUUCAUUCCACUUUUGAAUGGAUGAUACUGUAUAGUCAACCUUAAAAAAUGUAUAAAGUUACUGGUCGUGUCGUUAAAAUAAUUUUAUAAAGCGACAAAUCUGGGGGUUUAUUUCAUAAAGCAGAUCAACUGCGAGCUCCAUUUGUUGUUGCAGUUCCGAGUUUAUUUUUUCUUUCAAUAUGCUUAACGGAAUAUCUUCCUCCAGAUCUGUCUCAUUUUCCGUGAAACGCAAAACAUUUUGCCAUUGUAUCUUUGCUAACUUUAUUCCAUGCGGCUUCUAAAAGCAUAACACAAUCCCUUAAUGUAACAGCUUUCAUAGAAUCUACUAGAUCUGAUUUUUUUGCUGUUACCAUGGCUAGAAGACUGUUUCUAUAAUACAACUUCGUUAUUUUAAUUGCGUUUUGAUCCAUUGGUUGGAUAAGUGGGGUUACAUUCGGAGGAAAGAACAUUGCAACUAUGUUUCCAUCUUCUGUUUUAAGCUCUAAUUCACUUGGAUGAGAUGGAGCAUUGUCUAUCAGAAGGAGCGCUUUAACUGGCAAGUCCUUUUUUAAAAGAAAAUCUGUUACCUAAAAUUAGAAAAUCUUAGCUAUUAAAAGCGAUUUUUCUGUAGCAGAACAAAUAUUAACCUGUGGCACAAAGGAUUUGUGAAACCAAUCGUAGAAAAUAGCUGAUGCCAUCCAUGAGGACUUGGAACUCUUGUACUCAGUUGGGCAGUUAAAGUUUUUGAAAAUGCGUGGAUUUUUUGCCUUCCCAGUCACCAACAAUUUAAGCUUAUGAUUUCCGGAAGCAUUAGCACAACAUAAAAAAGUAACGCGUUGUUUUUCUGUCUUUACGCCCGGAGCAGUUUUUUCGGCACUUGAUACGUAAGACUUUUCUGGCAAAAUUUUCCAAAAUAAGCCAGACUCAUCAGCAUUGCACAAUUGAUCAUGGCAAAUACCCAUUUCUUAAAUUUUUUGUUUAAGUUUGAUUUUAAAUGGUUCGACCAGCAAAGGCUGUGAAGAUAGCUUUCCUCCAGUUAUUUUAAGCAGGCAAACUCCAUAUCUUUUUUUAAAACCUUGCAACCAUCCAUCACUUGCGUUAAAAGAACAUUCCUUUUCUUUUAUUUUUAGAUGAAUCUCUUUAGCCUUUUGUUUGAGCGCUAAUGCAUUAACCGGAUAAUGCUUUUCUCUCUGCUUUACAAACCAUUGAUACAGGCGCUUUUCCAUUUUCGGCAACUCUGAUGCUCUUAAUGUCUUUCUUUUUCCCGGGCCGGAAAGCGUAUUAUUGACACAGUCCAAACUUUUAUUUUUUUCAUUUUUAUCUUGCUAAUUGUUGAUUUUGAGAUACCAUAUUGUUUUGCUAAAGCUACCGCACUUGCACCCUUUUCUAAUAAAUCCAAAAUAUUUGCCUUUUCUUGUAAUUUAAGCACUUUCGGUUGUUUUGAACACAUUUUGGUAAUGUGGCACUUACGAGAACAAAAAAUCAACUGAACAUAAAAAAGAUAACACAUUGAGAUGGAAUUUUUUUUCUAUUCUACAUACAUAAAUAUGUAUGUACUUAAAUAUAAGGGGAAUCCCCGAAUUCUGAACUAAUUUCAUGAAAUAAAUGUGUGUGUGUGAUCAAAACUGUGUAUUUUAACUGUUGCUUAAUUCAAAAUUUUGAUUUAUUUAAAGUUGACGUUUUAGAGCUUUGUGGUUUGGUUGACGUUUUAGAGUAGACAAUGUAAAAAACUAAGGGUUGACGUUUUCCCGAGUGCACUGUAAGUAAUAACUUCCCAAACCAGAGUGAUUGUUUCCCCUUUCCUUCUAUACAAAAAAUUCUUUAAAAAUCGUGUUUAUUUUACGCGUGUAGAGUGGUGUUACCCCUUAAAUAAAUAAUUUUUUACAUAGAAAAAAAAUAUUGAAAAUAGGCCGUUUUUUACCCGACGAAUCCCAUGUAACCCCUUAAAAACGCUAAUAAUAGUAUAAAGUCAGCCAUAACUGAAUUUCUUAAAGGUAUUAAGGGGUUAGUUAGGGGUAGUCAGAAGCCCGAAAAAAUUAUGAUUUUCAAUCAUUUUUUUUUUUUUUGCUAGUCAAUUUCUUUAUUUUACAAAAAUAAAAGCAUAGCAUUAAUACAUUUUGUUUCGACUUGACUUUAGCAAAAUUUCAAAAAAAAAAGAAUUAAUAAUUGUAAAAGUUAUCGCUGUUUGUGUGGCGCCCGUUUCUCCAGAAGUCACUUGCGGUGAUCAUCACAAGCCCUUGGAGAUUCAUCUAAAUCAAUCGGACAAGAGAAAUUAGUUUUAUUGGUAGAUAAUCUUGCUCACAACGGACCCAUUUCGUGGUCUAAGUGGCAUCGCUGUCUCUAUGUGCGACGCGGCUGCCUAACUUAACCUAAUAGAUAAUCUUGUGCCUGAUCGAAGCUUUUUUUUUUUUCAAAAUUAACAAUAUGGCGGCCUGAGGAAAUAUUUUUCAGAUUUUCGAGAAAAAAACCGACAAUUAAUUGUUUAAAAAAAUCGAAAUUUAAAAAAAAAAUUCUCCGUCAGGCACGAGCUAUUUAUUUUUUUCAAAAGCAGUAUACAUUUUAUUGAAAUCUACAAAGCGUUUCUUUUUUCCAAAAUUAACAAUAUAGCGACCUCAGGAAAUAUUUUUCAGAUUUUCGAGAAAAAAACUGACAAUUAAUUCUUUAAAAACAAAAUUUACUUUUUGGGAAAAAAAUCCUUCGAUCAGGCAUAAGUUUUUAAUGUUUUCCAAAAGUAGUAUACAUUUUAUUGAAAUCUAUCAAGCGGUUUUUAAGUUACAGUGAUCACCAGUUCAAAAAACAUAUUUUUGAGAAAAACGCUUUUAAAGUUUUGCGAACGCUCCGGAGCGCAGGACCGCCCUUUGUUAACUGUUGAAUAACUCGAAAAGUAUUUGUCGGAUUCACUUCAAAUUUUCACACAAUAUUUUUAAGAUAUCAUACCUGAAGAAAAUGCAAAAACAAGUCCAUUAUUAUUAUUAUUA
Messenger RNA from Anastrepha ludens (Mexican fruit fly), 7379 nucleotides. It is a transcript of the gene Ptp61F, whose product is annotated as tyrosine-protein phosphatase non-receptor type 61F. The coding region runs from base 576 to 2285 and encodes 569 amino acids. The record is from RefSeq and is a predicted model, not a curated record. Gene Ontology annotation, molecular function: protein tyrosine phosphatase activity. Gene Ontology annotation, biological process: protein dephosphorylation. The transcript is spliced from 8 exons. NCBI's taxonomy places the organism in Eukaryota, Metazoa, Arthropoda, Insecta, Diptera, Tephritidae.